CGAGUGGAGAAGGCGCUCGAUGGAGGCAGGAUCGAUGGAUGCGUCGCGACUUUGUGGGAUGCGAGGGAAGGGGGAAUUUCUGUGGCUUGGCGAGCAAUGAUUUGCAAUACCGUUUGGAGGAAGAGCCAAGGCCAAAAGAUGCGGAAAAUGUAUCUGAAUCUCUUCACGUGAUAAUCGGUGAAAGCAAAGGAAAGAUUUUACACAGAGGAAGAAAGAAUUAUCGGAGAAUGUGGUUGGCUGCGCUAAAGAUGAGAAGGGAUGGGAGGAGGAGGAGGAGGAGGAGAAAGAGGAGAAGAGGAAAAAAGAAAACGACUGUGGCACACGCACAGCACAAACUGCUUUCGUCAAAGUGGUGGCGAGUGAUGAGAGUGCUGAUUCCCCUGUCAUCCUCAGCGAAACAGUGGAUGAUUGUGCCACAACUUUUCGUGCCAGCGUUCAUCGCAAGAUGCUCGUGGGAUUUUCUGCUCUCGACCGUAUGUCAUCAAUCAGGUGUGGAGCUUUUUGUGAUCAGGCAGUGCCGCCAUCACUGUUGGCUCACUUCAGUCACGUAACAGAGACUACGGCGACCACUGUUCCCAGGAAAAAGCGUCAACUUUUUCCCUAGAAGGGGAGAUUUGGUUGCAACGGGGACUAGACUAGAACACACAGGGGCAGGGGAAGAAAGCAGCGCGAGGAACUAGUUUGUCACCGGGAAGAAGAGGGAGGAGAGAAGAAAAGGCACAGACGUAGAUUGGCUACGAUUCUACUCGCGUCCCACCUGAUGUCUGUUCCUCACUCGAGACUGCGAUAAAAGACGGUACCACUCGCCUCUCUGCUCCAGCUUGUCUCUAUCUCUGCUGAGCUCUUUGUCUCUAUUGUCGGCAGAGACAAGGGAGGGGGAAGAAGGUGGGAACAAGACACGCUUCUUCGAGAUGCUGCUCCUGGGUGUCAAGUAAUGCUGCUGCUGCUCUUUUUCUUUUCCGUUUCCAGUCCGGUAAUCCAGUUCUUCAUGCAGCUCCUGCUUUGAAACCCGCCCGAGAAGCAGUACCGUCAUCAGACAUCACCACCAUCGUCAAGAAGAACUUUUGCCGCGCGACGCCGCCGAUGAAUACUAGUUGCGAACUCGAGUCCUAUGUGUGGCCUCGUGGCGACUGCUCGCUCCCGGAGCAUGGCAAGUUUGCGAGCCAGCAGGAUGUCCCGACCAUUGAUCUGGCUGGUGGAUCCAAAGCCAAGGUUGAUGAGAUUGGCAGAGCGUGCAGGCAGAGUGGAUUCUUCCAGGUCGUCAAUCACGGUGUGGAUCACGAGCUUGUAAACCAGGUGCAUGCGAGUGCUCGCCAGUUCUUCGAAUUCCCCAGCGACACCAAGUUACGAGCGGCUCGCUCCGCCGGGAACAGCUUUGGAUUCGCCGGCAAGUUUGCUGGGAGGUUCAAAUCCAAAUGCCCCUGGAAGGAAACAUUCUCGCUUCAGUACACGCCGAACUCAAACAUCAAGGACUACAUGAUCAAAGUUUACACCGCGGAACAGCAUGAGCAGCAUUGUGCUCUCUACGAGACUUACUGCAAGGCAAUGGAGAAGCUGGGACGAGAGCUGAUUGAGCUGAUUGCGCAGAGCUUGGAGCUGGCUCCCGAUGCUUUGCACAGCUACUUCGACGAUGGCUUCUCCAUCUUCCGGAUGAACAUGUACCCGCCGUCGGAGCACUUCUCCCGGCUGCUGGGGACGGGGCCUCACACCGACCCGUGCGCAUUAACAAUUCUCCACCAGGAUGAAGUUGGAGGACUGCAAGUGUACAACAGAGACGAGACUUGGGUCACAGUCGAGCCCCGUGCCGAUGCGUUUGUCAUCAGCAUCGGUGACACAUUCCAGGCACUGUGCAACCAUCGCUACAAGAGUGCCAAGCACCGCGCAGUGAUCCAUGCCACCCGAGCCAGGCACUCGCUGGUUUUCUUCAUCAACCCGGGGCUGGACACGGUGAUCCGGCCGAUUCCGGAGCUGGUGGUCAAGAGCAAAGAAGACGAAGAGCAAGAUCGCGAGAGGCCGUGCGUGGAGUUUAAUUGGGGGCAGCUGCUAGAAUUCACCCAGAAGCACUAUAGAACCGAUGUCCACACGCUGGACGCGUUUGAGAGCUACUUGAGGAAAACGAGCCAAGCAGCGUGAGGACGGACAGGGAAGAACGAAUGUAAAUUUGCCAAAGAUCAUCGAGCAGAGGAGGACACAAAGUCACUGUUUUUUGUGAAUAUAGUAUACAUCAUCAAAGGUGGAUUGAUAUUUUUAUA
This is a messenger RNA of Selaginella moellendorffii, 2252 nucleotides long. Its product is annotated as gibberellin 20 oxidase 1-D. The transcript has 5 exons. Gene Ontology annotation, molecular function: dioxygenase activity. Lineage: Eukaryota; Viridiplantae; Streptophyta; Lycopodiopsida; Selaginellales; Selaginellaceae. The coding region runs from base 1084 to 2133 and encodes 349 amino acids. The record is from RefSeq and is a predicted model, not a curated record.